AUGGCUUCUACGUCAACGAAGGCGGUCACCACGAAAUCGAUUCUGAAACCGGUAACGAUUUUGAAGGGUCAUGGAGGAGACAUUCGAUCCAUAUCCUACUUUCCAGACAGCCAGCGAAUGAUGAGCGGAUCUGAGGACAAGACCACUCGGCAAUGGGAUCUGAAGGCGGGCAAGGAGAUUGAGGGAGCGCAGGGUGUUUGCGAGAAGGAGGUAUAUGCGGUGGCAGUAUCAAGGGACGGUCGAUGGGUUGUCACUGGUGGUGGAGAUCAGUGCACACAAAGUGGGGAGAUGAAAGCCUGUGAGGUUGAGACGGGGGUUGUGAAAACAUUCGAAGGACACUCACAUCAGAUCAGCUGCAUUGAUAUCGCUGCGGACAGCACACUGCUGGCAAACGGGUCAUGCGAUGAAACAGCGCGGAUAUGGAACCUGGAGACCGGCAAACUCGUGGCUGGUCCGUUCAAGAGCAUCGGUCAUGUGGCUGUGGUUCGAUUCUCCCCAGACUCAAAGAAGCUCGCAGUCAAGUUGUUUUUGGGGACAUCCCUCGAGGUCUGGGAUGUCCAAUCACAGAAAUUGGAUGCGAGGAUAGGGAAACCCUCAGCUGGAAUAGGACCCGCGGUAAUAUCGCCAGUUUUCUGGACAAACAACAACAAAACGAUCAUAGCCGCAUUGGAAUUCAGUACCACCACCAGUACCAAAUCUGAGCCAGAUUUGUAUGAUGAUGCCAAGACAAUCUAUGAGUUUGAUGCAUCGACGCUGGAGACUGUCGGAGCUCCCUUUGAAGGGCACACCGCACGCAUUGGUAGUCUAGCACUAUCAUUUGAUGGUGCUCUCCUCACUAGCGCUUCCCACCUGGACAACACCAUCAAGCUCUGGGCUUUCGAAUCACGACAACUCCUUGCCUCCUUCGACAUUCGUGGUCCUCAUAGACUUAUUCUCUCACCCGACUCACGACAACUGGUUUACACGUCAUACAUCGAAGAUGGCUACAAGAUUUGCGUAUGUGAUACUCCAUCCGACAUUCUUGCUCAGGCUCGUAUUAUUGCACGCAAAAAGUCAGCUCUCAAUCAUCUACUGCAUUCUGACGCAACUCGUCCUCCUGCCGGACACCGCAGACCACCGAUAUCUGCCACACCUAUUGCGCCGAGCCCUCCGCCUAAAAGAGAUCUGCAGCAGCCCACUUUCCUUGGCCUUAGCAAACUCUUUCACUUUUCUCGCACGAAUGCAGUACGCUCUGGUCGGAAGGAGCAAUCUCGUGAUCCCUUAGAUUUCCCUGCCACAUUGCCCUUACCUCCCAAUCGCCUUCAUCGAGAAAGCACUGCAUCGACUCCCUUGCCCGGUGGCAGGGCCUUUUUCAAUCCCAUUCGGUCGUCACCAGACAAGGGGAAACAAAAGGCACGUGUACCCAAACGAAAGACUGUAAAAGUUGUCGACGUUCCUCUCGGACAAGCUACCUAUGGUGAUGUUGUCGGUGUGGACGAUGGAGUACGACCAUUUGUUCUCUUCUUUUGCCUCAGCUGGUUCCAGAAAAAGGAGAAGAAGCCGGAACCACGCGUAGUCUACGAUGUCGAACUUGAGGACGACGAUGAAGAGGAAAAUGCUCCUGGUCCAAUCGCUGUGCCUCCUGCCGGGGUUCAGCACGAAGAAAUCAAAUUGAAAACUCUGGCUAGUCAGUCACAGCCUGAAGCAGGACCAUCUCGCCUUGCAGGAGCUGACGAACACCUAGAGGCAGAGUUUCCGUAG
Suillus subaureus is the source of this 1740-nucleotide messenger RNA. RefSeq names its product WD40-repeat-containing domain protein. The record is from RefSeq and is a predicted model, not a curated record. Bases 1 to 1740 code for a protein of 579 amino acids. The transcript has 6 exons. NCBI's taxonomy places the organism in Eukaryota, Fungi, Basidiomycota, Agaricomycetes, Boletales, Suillaceae. Gene Ontology annotation, molecular function: protein binding.